AUGGUUGCCUGGGAGAAAGAGAAGAAGCCAAAGGCCCCGAGGACGCUGAUCACUGCUGAUGGACGAGUCAUGAACGUCAACGAGCCAAAGCUCGGCUUCUGUCUAACUGAGGAUGAAGAAAAUAACACCAUUGUCUUAAACUUGGAAGUGUACAGACACAUGGACACCUCUCUGAUCGACGUAGAUGUUCAGCCAACAUACGCCAGAGUCACCGUCAAAGGAAAGAUAUUUCAGAUGGUUCUGCCUGCUGAAGUGAAGCCCGACAGCUCGACAGCUCAGAGGUCCCAAACCACGGGACACCUGGUCCUCACUAUGCCCAGGGCUGAAGGUGAAAUCAAAGUGACAAAGACAGUCCCACGUCGGCCCAGAGCGAGUCAGAGCAGACGCAGCAGCUCGCCUGAGGGCAAUAAGAGGAGAAACAGUGUUCCUGAGAGGCUGGAGGUGGACCCCAGCAAGCACACAGCCAUCGACCUUGCCAACAUCGUACCGUGCCGGGACGCCAAAGAAGGUCCUCUUGAAACAUCCCGGCUGGCUCCACCUGCAACAACAGGUCACAGCAGCUUCUCUGACGGGUUUGUGGAUGACCCUGAUGUCCCCCCACUGGUGUAAGACUUUAGGAAAUAACACUGACCGCUAAGGAUGCCUUGGUCCGGAUGCCCUUCAUGUAAAAGAUGCAGAUGACUGUAGAACUUGAAAUGGUUGUAUUAAGCAACUAAUCUGCCUCCUCAGACCUUUAUAGGGGUAAAAACACUGAGUCAGACCCUCUGCCCCCAAAAUCUGUCAAAAUUAAGUGACACAUCAACUAAAUCUCUAAUGGAGGUAACACUGUGAAACUACUGAGUUGUAGAGAAAAUACCAGCUAUUUCAAUAGUGUUACAAAUCAGCAAGACUUUUACUGACCCUUUAGAUAACUUUGUGUUUCCUGUCUCAGCUCACUGAAAGAGUCAAGCUUCCGCUAAAUUCCCACCCUGACACCUCUUAAACCUGAUAUAUGUCACAUGUAUAGUGAUUUAUUGUUUGGAAAAAUAUCCUAAAAUGCAACCAAAGCUUUUGAAUACCAGACAAUAAAUGAGGAUUUUGUAUUAAAUUCAAAAUAAAAUGUGAAAGAUUUCUAUUAACUUGGACAAAAACUUGUGACAGUUUUAAACAGUGGGUCGACAGUCGCAUUUUGGUCGACACUAAAAUAGCAUUUGAAGUUGCUCUUUUCACUGAAAACUUUUAAAAUAUUUUUAGGGCAUUUUUUUUUGCCUUCAUUAGAUGACCAAUGAUAAAAAGAUGGCAGAACAAAAGGGGAGAGACAGACGAGGAAUGACAUGCAACAAAAGUCCACUGCCAGAUAUGAACUGGGACUCUGUGGUUUAUGGCGACUUUAAAGGGAGAGUUCAGAUCUUUUGAAGUGUGGUUGUGUGAAGUACUAAACCGUAGUCAGUGUAUAACCUACAGUAGAUGUCUGUCAGCACAGCCCCAGUUUGGAGAAGCAGCAGGAGUGCCAACGUGCAAGCUAAGCAACGUACUGCUGUGGACGGUAGCAGCAAGUAGGGAUGCAGCUAAUAUCAGCAUGUCAUUGAUAUCGGCCAACAUACUUUUUCUUAUUUUGCACAAUGAAUGAAUAUUACAUACACUGAAAAGCAUUCUGUUUCAUGUCUCCAUCUGCUGGUGGGCCGUCAGGAUACGAGUAUGUAUGUAUAAUAUGAUGUUGAUUCCACUACAGAGGAGACUUAAUGAUCUAGGGGUGUCCCCGACUAAGAAUGUUUUGACAGAUUUUUCCUUUAGCCGACUAAUUUUCGAAUCAUGUUGUUUUUCCCGUCAUUGAUUAAUGAGCUCAUCUGUGUCAGUUUCCGCUCCAGAGAAAAGAGAUAAAAUGCCCAAAUAAACAAAUUUAAUUCUUCAGCUGGCAUAAUAAGAUAAUAAUGAUAAAAGUAAAAGGGUUAUCAUUUUAUCUUUAUCUUUAUUCCUUUCACUUCAUCAAGGUAUGAUGCUCUAGAUGAGCGCAGACGUGCUGCAGCCUCAUGCAUGUCUUUAACAGGAGUCGUUUCUGACUCGUCAGAACUUGCCAUUUCAUUCACAAAUAAACAUCCAAAAACAUCAUCAAAAGGUUUAGAAACAGUUUUCCUUCUUUCUGACUUCAAGUUACUUCAUUAAUCAACUCAGGUUCAUACAAGUUCAUCCACACGGACCGUGCGUCACGCCUCUCAAUUGUUUGGCCAUGUCGGACAAAAAGUAGCCAAAUAAAAAAUCAGAGUCUAUCAAGAAAUCAAUCAGUGAAAUUCAUUUCAAGACACUUCAGGUAAACGAAUAAUCCUUCAAAAAAGUUUGAUUUGAGAGCACAUACCUCCUCCGAAGGGUUUGUUUAUGCGCUCCGCCACCGUAAAUCAUCACCACAUGAUUCCCGAGUGCGGCACCGCUGCUGUGCACCGCUCCCUCAGGGGAUGGGUCAAAUGCAGAGAACAAAUUUCACACACUCAGGUGUGUGACAGUCAGUGGGACUUUAACUUCAACUUUAAAUCACCGUAGCCCUCGAUGCUGCUCUGAUGGUCCUGCAGCGCACUCACUUACUGUACCUCAGCUAUUUGUGGAUCAAGCAACUGGGUGAUUUAUUGAUGCGUAGUAAUGAUUAUGCCUACUGAUUAAACGCACGCGUCAUUUUCAGAAAUUAGGCUGAUGUUUGUAUCAAAAUAGGCUAUAUAUCAUGAAAUACUAGAAAACAAAUACAUUCUAUGUCAAAUCAAGAUGUUCAGCAGCAGUGAGCACCCCCAUAUAGUCAGAAUGGUACGGUCUUGUUUCAUAACUACAUUUUGCGACGAUUCAACGGCGAGGUGGACAAAAAAGGGGAUUAAUCAGUAUUGGUUAUCGGCCAAAUAAGUUGUUAUACAUCGGCAUAUCAGAUAUCAGCAAGAUCAGUAUUUUAGCCAUCUAAAAAUUUCACUACCAGUUUAGAUGUACGUACACUAUAGACUGAAUCACCAUGACGUCACAUUAACAACAACAAUCACUUCCGGGUGGACAACUUUCACUUGAUGUGAAUUGCAGACAUAUGUAAAAUCAGCAAACCUGUUUAUUUUUGUUGUCAUUUUCAGACGUAACUGUUACAUUUAAAAGUAUAUACUUAAACACGGAGGUCUGACCCAUCUGACGUUUCUGCUGGGCUUAUUUUAUGUACUUUGUUGCUCUGCUAGCAUCUUCGAUGAACCAAAUCCAAAGGUACACAAGCUAAACAAUGUCCUGCUGAGGACAGGGCUGCAGCAAAACAUAUUUUAGUCAACCAGAAAAAUCAUAAUCACUCCAAGUAUACGCUACAUUUGAAUAUUUAUUCUGCAUUAGCUUACACACUGAGCAAUCAGGGCUGCGGUCGACCAGCAACUCCAGUGUUCAGCAAAGUAAAAUUACUGUUUAUGUUAAUGGAGUGUGGUGAGAUAUUUGAGAUAAUGGCUUCAAUUCCCCGUCAGAAAAGGCUGUCUGACAGCAAGGUAAAGCGGUAGACAUAUUCUGAAUACAGAGUUCACUGAAAAUGAUCUUGAUUGUUUUCAUGUGGCUAAAAUAUGUUUUGUCGCUGACCCUGUCGAGCGGUGCAGCACAUCGCUUAGCUUCCGUGUCGGACUCCAGCCUGCUUCUCCAAACUGGGGGCGUGCUCUCAGACAUCUACUGUAGGUUAUACACUGAAUAUGGUUAAGUACCUCAUACAACCCCUCUUCAAAAGAUCCAAACUAUCCCUUUAACCUUAACCACCUUAACUUCUGUAUUAAAAAAAUGUAAAAGGAAAGACAAAUUAUAAUUACAUGUCGAGCUCUGCACCGUUGAUUAGAUAUUCAUGAGAGCCUUGUGUUGGUGUAUAGAUGGUGAUGAGUCAUGAGGUGUACCACUGCUGCUCCUGAAAACAAAAUUAAUGUUAUUCUUAUUGAACUGACCCCUGGUCCGUGACCCUUUAACCUCUUUAAACUCUGAUGGAUUUAUGUUUCCAAGAACAGAUAAAAAGCUUCAGGGAGAAAAUAAAAGUUGUUUUUCUUUGUUACUUUUUGCACAUGUUUGUUUUUUACCCUGUGAACUGCAGCUGGAAGGGCAACGCUGCAGAAAGCUG
Molecule: messenger RNA, 4075 nt
Organism: Epinephelus moara (kelp grouper)
Lineage: Eukaryota; Metazoa; Chordata; Actinopteri; Perciformes; Serranidae
Gene: dnaaf11
Product: dynein axonemal assembly factor 11
Exons: 7
Coding region: 1-609 (202 amino acids)
Source: RefSeq, a predicted model, not a curated record